UCUCUCAAAGAUGUUGUCACUAAACAUAUCAUUCAUUUACAUUCCAGGGAGAUGGCAAAGAAAUGUGAUAUGUCAUUUCUUCACUUACUACCUGCCGACGAAAACGACAAGGAUGGAAUAAAUGAAAUAUUAACAACCUUUCAAAAAUAUCAGGUCUUUGUUGGUGAUGAUGAGAAAAGAAUAUACAAUAAGCAAGGAGUGAUUGGUGAUCAGCUAUCUGUGGAACGAGGAGCGAAUGCCCAAUUUAAUUUGGUAAAUGGCUUUACGCCCCAAGAGAGAUUCGACGACAUUCAUUUUGAAAUUGCUGAUUUUCACUCGGAAAUGAAAUUCAUGCAACUUUGCAUGGACCAUUUUUACAAGAGCGGAUGUCUCGAUCGUUGCACUUUGGGUAGCGACAAAGUCAUCAUCAAUCGACGCAAUGUUGUAACAGAAGUGAAGAAAAAUUAUGCAGCUACUAAGAAAUUUCUAGGCUUAUCACUCGAAUCGCGAGUGCUAGCAGCAACACUAACAGUUCUAGGAAUUGAAAGAAUGGAUGAAAACCCAGACGAAUCUGUUGUCCCGCAUGGAUUGAGCAACUUAGGAAAGCCAGAACGUAAAAGAUUUCUGAGCGAUUUAGCUGCUAAAGUUGUUGAUGAGUUUAUUCUACAAAAGAAGACCUUUGCGCACGUGUUACAAGUAAAAGAAGACCUAGAAGAAGAACGUUUAUCUUUGGUAACAACCUCUGAUGGAAAGUUGAGAUGCCAAGAACCUUCUUGCAAAAAAACGUUUCGGUUCAACGGAAAGAGGAAGAGAGAUCAUGAGGAGAAAGCACAUGGCAUAGUAAAAGCGAAAGCAGUCCUGUCAAUUGAUAAUAAUGAUGACGAUAUGUAUAACUAUCAAUGUUCGUUGUUGGAGUAUCUUAUGCUACUAAAAAAUUUUCAAGAUGGUGUGUCGGAGGGAGAUGGCGCACGUAUUCUACGUUGUUGGAAAAUUUUUCUUUUGUAUUUAAAAGCCGACGGUCCUUCGAGUAGAAAGUAUUGCUUAGAGGGAUUAUAUCUCUUGUUCCAAGUUAAUUGUUUGUUGCCUGCUAGAGAAUCCUACCGACUCAUUUGGAAUAGAAGUGUCAAGAAGAAAUCGGGACUUGGCGGUAAUAUCCCAAUUGACUUAGCGAUGGAACAUUACAUACGUAUAGUAAAACUACUAAAGAGAAAACUUGGUCCUAAUCAGACAAACGAGAAUACUUUGCAGCGGUACAUGAAGGCACUGGGAUUUACUAAGAAUUUGCUUGAAGAUUUUGAUGAUUACACUGGGAUUAUACAAAGAUCUGGACGACAUUACAAAAGGUCAGAUUCAAAUGAUAAAGCAAAAAUUGUAGAAGAGCUCAUGAAUUCGAAAGCUUUAGUUCCUCAACCAAAAAGAAAAUAUGCUGUGUAUAAAAAUAUCAAGCCAAGCAUGCUUGCUGAUUUCAAUUUCCACCACUUUUACGACUGGAUAAACCAGCACAAAGAUGACACAGUUAAGAAAAGAAAGGCACGUUAAUAUAAUUCACAAAAGUUCCAUGUGUGAACAUGGCGAUGGCCUGUAACAUAAUGAAAAACAUUAAAGAUUU
Messenger RNA from Dendronephthya gigantea, 1588 nucleotides. RefSeq lists its product as uncharacterized. Lineage: Eukaryota; Metazoa; Cnidaria; Anthozoa; Malacalcyonacea; Nephtheidae. Bases 52 to 1518 code for a protein of 488 amino acids. The record is from RefSeq and is a predicted model, not a curated record. The transcript is spliced from 3 exons.